Messenger RNA from Trachymyrmex cornetzi, 708 nucleotides. RefSeq lists its product as uncharacterized. The annotation marks the transcript as partial. NCBI's taxonomy places the organism in Eukaryota, Metazoa, Arthropoda, Insecta, Hymenoptera, Formicidae. The transcript is spliced from 2 exons. The record is from RefSeq and is a predicted model, not a curated record.
GAAAACACUCAAUAUCUUCCAAUAGUUAAUCAUUAUGAAUAUCAAAUUUGGAGAUCUGGAAACAGAUGAACGAUUCAAAAAACUGCGAGAAUUCCUGAAUCUCUCUGGACUGCGAAAGGAACAUAAUGAGAGUAUACACGAUAGAAAACCAUCGACUGCAAUAACUUGGCCGAGUAGUUCCAGUAUUAAUGUAGAUACUUUGGAUUCCAGCAAUGCAACACCAUUGCAACAAACUUCUUUGCUCAACAGCGAAGUCUUAGCUUCCAGCAAUAAUUUUAGAAAUAUAUUUUUAAAGAAGAAGAGCCACAAUAUUAAGCAAGAAGCAAUGACUACAUCUAGUCUCAAACAGUACGAUGUCAAGAAGGAUGAUCAUGUCGAUCGGCUUACUAUGCCACCCCCAAUGGGAAACACAAUUUAUCGCACUGUUCGGGAAUCACAAAAUGAAAUCCGUGCAUUGUCGAAUUGCGAAAAAGUGUUGCCUUCAUUUGAUUCAUCUAUACGCUCUUCAACGGUAAAUACAUGUUUGAAGAGCGCUCCUACCUCGAUAUCCACUAAUACAGGUGCUAAUGGAUCUAUACCAAAGUAUCAGAAAACUUGUGUCUCACCAAGUUCUAUCCAUAAUUCUCAGAAUAUUGAUCGAGUAUUUUCAAAAUGGAAAAUUGCAUUAAAUAGCUGCUACGAAUUAAUAAUUAAAGGAACUUUAGAUUG